AUGAUGCAGGAUCCACCGAGGAGACCAGGCAGGCCGCAGGACAGCUCAGGAGAGGCAGGUCACGACGUAGCAGAGAAGGAACGCGGGGAAACCACUGCUGUUGUUUGGCACUGCUGCAGCAGUUGGUUGUGUUGCAGGACACCGCUAUUAAAUAGUCUCCACCGGUUCCGAGACCAUGCCUGGUGCCGCGGCUGCCGACCGGCGGCUGCUGAUGGAAGUGGAGAGGGGGAGUUUGAGUGGAGUCAAGAAAUUGCUCGCGGGCGGAGCAAACGUGGACGGAUCGCGCGAGCUGCAAUACCCCCCAAUUGUGGAAACGGCAAUACCGCCAUGCUCAAGCUUCUGAUAUCUAAAGGUGCCAAUCUGGAGACUGAGGCGCGUUUCCCAGCAGGGAGCAGAGCAAUCCACGCCGCUAUAUCUGGGGAGAACCCUACUGCCUUAUGCGUCCUACUGGAGGCUGGGGCCGACUUCAACAGCCGCGAUGGUGCAGGGGAAACUCCGCUUAUGUUAACAGCUCUUGCUGACACGGGAGCUCUACUGGCACGGGAACUGUUCAAGGUCGGGGCCAGUCCUUUCGUGAAGAACGCCGAUGGCAUGAGCGCGAUGCACGUAGCGGCAGGUCUGGGCAACCUUGAAGUCAUGACGGUGAUCUUGACGAACACACCAUCGGUGCUCAACGUCCUCGACAACAAGGGGUUUACCCCUAUGGGCAUUGCUGCACUGAGGGGCCAGCGGCGUGCGGUUUUCCAUCUUCUGUCGGCAGGGGCGAGUGACCUGGGGGUCGAUGAACAGAAUGCGGCAAUUUUCUGGGCUUGCGACGGAGGCCAUCCACGCAUGGUUCGUAUGAUGCUCGAACACGGCAUCAACAGGGUUGGGGGGCUGGGUGCCAUUCCCAACUCUAUUGGCGUGGCAGUGCAGGGUCGGCAGGCCAAAAUUCUGGAAAUGCUGGUUUCCGCCGAGGGAGAGGAUAAUCGACGGAAGUGGGCCGAGUGCCGGUUGAGGGACGGUACUCCGCUUCACCUGGCUGCAGCAUGGGUCUCUGUAAGGGUGAUGCAUGUGCUUCUCUCGGCUGGAGCGAGGGAGACGCUACCCAACCGCUAUGGUAAGCUUGCUGGCGAAGAGGUUGGGAUAGCCUUGGGGCCACCCGCUCGGAGGAGUCCACGGAAGGAGGCGGCCGUCGUUCGAAUGCUGCAGAGGGGACCCGCUUACCGUGCUCGAUCGUACGGUUGGCCCACCCUAGAUGGCGGCAAUGGUACCUCUGACGUGGCCCUCUCGUCGAGAACCAGGGGAGCGAAGUCCUUUGGGGUGCAGAUUUAUCGUCCGACGGGUACGAGAUUCUUCGCAACCCGGUUCGCCAGAUACGCGAAUAAGUGAGGAAUCAACGGGGCUGGACUGGUGAAGAACGCGUCAACUUGUAGACAGCGAGCGGCCUUUGGGUGGUGAACUUAACGGGGGCGGAACACCGCGAGCGGGAGUACCAUGGCCGUCGUUUCCAGCUGGAUCUGCAACCCGUUUUUCAUGGGCAGCUCGAUGCGCUUUCCGAACGCAUAGCAUGAGGGGUGGUUGUUUCUGCUGCGUCAUCCUCGUAUUUUUUUGUGUGAGUAGCUGAAUGCAUCAGCGAACGUCGCCGUCCAAAAUUCUGCGAGCACUGGAUAGGGCGACCGAGAAACGCGCUUUGUCGUAUGAUAUGUAGCAUUCGCUUGCAUGCAGGGACUCUCUGCUUCGUUUGCACCCAUGCCCUACCCUCGGUGGUUUUCUCCGUUGUUCUAUUUCGUGCUUCGGAAAAGAACGAGAUUGUGUUUAUUUGGAGUGCAGUGCAUAGAUGCCUCCACCGUAUGAAGCCGGGGCAAAAUGAACACGCCUGCUGGCAUCUCCGCAUUAGUUCAAGUGGAGAUGCGGAGAUGUGGAUAACCUCCACAGGGUGGGGUAGAAGAUACCACACGUCCGGUUGGUCGGUUGCCGAGCAAUAAAAAUUUCGGCGGGGCCCUGCUUCAAAGUUAGUAUUCUCUCUCUUGAAAUAUAGUAGUUGAGAUGAACGUACAGGGUGUAGGGCGGCUUUUGCCGCUGGA
This is a messenger RNA of Ectocarpus siliculosus, 2066 nucleotides long. The record is from the annotation of a GenBank genome assembly. Lineage: Eukaryota; Phaeophyceae; Ectocarpales; Ectocarpaceae.